Messenger RNA from Cynara cardunculus var. scolymus (artichoke), 1036 nucleotides. Its product is annotated as syntaxin-52-like. Gene Ontology annotation, biological process: vesicle fusion; intracellular protein transport. The transcript is spliced from 6 exons. Gene Ontology annotation, molecular function: SNARE binding; SNAP receptor activity. The coding region runs from base 188 to 877 and encodes 229 amino acids. Lineage: Eukaryota; Viridiplantae; Streptophyta; Magnoliopsida; Asterales; Asteraceae. Gene Ontology annotation, cellular component: SNARE complex; endomembrane system. The record is from RefSeq and is a predicted model, not a curated record.
GACGAAAAAGGCAAGACAAAUUCGCCGGUGAAUGGUGGCGCCGUGUUUUUCCUGGCACAAAUCCUAAUUUCAUUCAUCAUCAUCAUCAUCAUCAUCAUCAUCAUCAUCAUCGUUCAGAGCGAUAAUUGGAUCUAUUUUCAGCUUGAAUUCGUAUCUCGCGAUUCAAAUUACAGAUCGAAAGAGAUAAAUGGCGGAUCCAUGGGUGAGGGAAUAUAAUGAAGCGACUAAACUUUCCGAUGAUAUCAGCAGCAUGAUAUCUGCAAUGAGUUCAUAUAGCUCAGGGCCUGAAGCACAGCGUCAUGCUUCUGCUACAAGGAGGAAAAUUACAAUAUUAGGAACCAGACUUGACAGCUUACAGUCUCUUCUGACAAAGCUUCCUGCUAGACAGCCAUUAACGGAGAAAGAGAUGAAUCGACGUAAAGAUAUGCUUGCAAAUUUGAGAACAAAGGUCACACAGAUGGGCUCUGCGUUGAACAUGUCAAACUUCGCUAAUAGGGACAGUCUACUUGGGCCAGAUACUAAAGCAGCUGAUGCGAUGAGCAGGACAACUGGUUUAGACAACUCUGGCAUUGUUGGGCUUCAAAGACAGAUUAUGCGAGAGCAAGAUGAAGGCCUAGAAAAACUGGAGGAGACGGUGAUAAGUACAAAGCAUAUUGCGUUGGCAGUAAACGAGGAACUUGAUUUGCACACUAGGCUCAUCGAUGACCUUGACCAUCAUGUGGACGUCACAGAUUCCCGACUUAAGAGAGUGCAGAAGCACCUGGCUAUUCUGAAUAAACGCACCAAGGGUGGUUGCUCCUGCUUAGGCUUGUUGUUAUCCGUUGUCGGGAUUGUUAUGCUACUUGUGGCGAUAUGGAUGAUUAUAAAGUACUUGUGAUAACAACCACGGGUAACUGAUUUAUACAUAUAUAUAUAUAUCUACGUUCCAUGUCGAGAAAAGCUUCUUGGUUUCGUGAUCCAAGUGUCAUGUUUCAUUUUCUAUAUUUUGACCUUUGUUUGUAUGAUAACUUCAGCUUCAAUUUAACAGCUUCAACCA